CAAAAGUUAACUCUACCCUACUGAGGCUCCCUCCAUAUACACCAUGUAGGUCUGUAUUCAUUUCAUGUUUUUUUCUCUCCAUUUUAAACUUCGUUUUUGUUGGACCCCAGCACUGUCAGACUGCAGAUUUCAUACAGAAACCAGAUGUUCCCGGGUUUGGCAGUGGCGCUAUAAAUUGUUUUGGUGACUUUCAUCUGUCGUGGAGUACAGCCUGCUGAAGAGAUGGAGUGGAAUGAAUGUUGUGGACUAAAGCAAAAACCCCUCUGAGAUACUGGAGUAGAAACAUAAGGACCACAGAGUAUUGGGUUACGGAGCAUUAUCCGGCAGGACCUCAGGGUCCCCCAGAAAACCUCUCAGGAAUUGCUCCGCAUGGAUGAUUGUAAAGUGGUUGUCCCACUGGCUAUCAUAAGGAUGCUGUUUGGAGCUUUCUGCUCUCAGAGAUCCUGAGGAAGAAGAAAAUAAAAAUUCAUGGGAAAAGAGUUGUAAAUGAAAUCAGCCUUUGUAGACCUCAGAGGGAAAUAGGUUCAGUGGGACACAAUGAGGAGAAUUCACAUAAAAGGAGAUGUUCUGUGCACCCUGCUCAUGCUGGGGCUACUCUGUCUGCUGUUGUAUGCCCACCAAUGCUUCACUCCCACCUGGGACACCUGGCACUUAGAGCAGGGCUCUACAAGCUCCUGUGCUCUUCUAGGGACUCUACCAGAGAGCCACGUGACUAAACGGGUCCCCUCUACGCCCACAGAUAAGACAAAGUGCCAGUCUGAGCCUCAGUCACAUCCCAAGUCCAAACUUCAGUCUAAAUCCAAACCUAAGACCAAAUCUAAAUCCAAGUCAAAGAAAGAUAAGGGGACAAAGAAUGUGGCCCCAUCAAAGGCUGCUCCUGUUUUACCCACACAACCACCUUUUAACUUUGAGGGCUACCUAAGAGAUAAGGACAAUCGGGACUUCAAACUGCUGAUAGACCAGCCAGGAAAAUGCUCAGGCGAGCUCUACAUGCUCAUUACUAUCAAGUCAGUAGCAGCAGACUUUGAAAGAAGGCAGGUAGUGCGGCACACCUGGGGAAGAGAGGGUGUGCUCCAGAAUUUGCAGACAGUGAAGACUGUAUUCCUCCUUGGGGUACCCAGGAACAAGACAGCCCUGCCUUUAUGGGACCGGCUCCUUGCCUAUGAGAGCCACACCUUUGGGGACAUUCUCCUCUGGGACUUUGAUGACACAUUUUUCAAUUUGACACUUAAAGAGACCCACUUCCUCCAGUGGGUGAAUGACAGCUGCUCCAAUGUCCAGUUCAUCUUCAAAGGUGAUGCUGAUGUCUAUGUGAAUAUAGACAACAUUUUGCAGAUGCUGAAGGGUCAGAAGCCUGAUAAGGACCUCUUUGUGGGUGACAUAAUCCACCACGCCCGCCCCAUCCGUCGGCGCAGCAGCAAGUACUUUGUGCCAGAGUUUGUGUAUGGCCAGACUAUGUAUCCGUCAUAUGCAGGAGGGGGAGGCUUUGUGAUGUCUGGUCACACCGCCAGGCGGCUGAGUGGAGCGUGUCAGCAGGUAGAACUAUUCCCCAUCGACGAUGUGUUCUUAGGCAUGUGCUUACAGAGAAUUGGAGUGAAACCGUCACGCCAUGAGGGUUUCCGUACAUUUGGUAUUGUGCGCCCCUCUGCUGCUCCCCACCUCCAGGUGUUUGACCCUUGUUUCUACAGGGAGCUGAUGGUGGUACACAGUCUGACAGUGCCACAGAUCUGGCUCAUGUGGAACCUGCUGCAUGACCCCCAGCUGAGCUGUCACAGUAAACUGGCCCCCACCCCGUGGCCCUUUAAGUGGAGGGGCAAGGUACUCGCGACAACAGGACAGAAGGACUCAGAGACUACAGUGGAACAGGACUAUGAUGGUAAAGUGUUUGUAAAGCAUUGAGGGCUUUGUGUUAUGUUGAUUAGAGGGACUACACUGUGAAAGAGCCAUUGGUAUAUGGAAACUGCGAUUGAAUGUUUGGUACAGUUAUUUUUAGGUAAUACAGGGGUUUUUGCUUAACAGUUUACAGCCAUGGUAAAUGUACCUUGUUUCUAAGAAAAAAUCCUGUUUCAUAUAUUUCUUGGAAACAUCCUGGAUGUAAAACUAGUUGGUAAAUUUACUGUGGUGGUAAUGUAAACGUGCCAGGUUGAUUUUGUGCAGUUGAAUAUACAGUACAGUGUUGUAAAUUAAGAAACUUUGGGUGCGUUCGUAAAUUCACUCUGGCUAUCUACUCCGAUUUCAUAGCACUCUCGUCUGAGUGUGUCUCAGCGCAGAAUAAAAAAUUGUUUCCAGCAGCACAGUUACCGUCACCAAUGCUCUGGAUAACAAUAAAACAGCCUAACCAGCUCUGCUAGGGCGAGU
Messenger RNA from Coregonus clupeaformis (lake whitefish), 2358 nucleotides. RefSeq names its product UDP-GlcNAc:betaGal beta-1,3-N-acetylglucosaminyltransferase 9-like. The record is from RefSeq and is a predicted model, not a curated record. NCBI's taxonomy places the organism in Eukaryota, Metazoa, Chordata, Actinopteri, Salmoniformes, Salmonidae. The coding region runs from base 538 to 1899 and encodes 453 amino acids. Gene Ontology annotation, cellular component: membrane. Gene Ontology annotation, molecular function: hexosyltransferase activity. The transcript has 3 exons.